Molecule: messenger RNA, 7420 nt
Organism: Patella vulgata (common limpet)
Lineage: Eukaryota; Metazoa; Mollusca; Gastropoda; Patellidae
Product: GTPase-activating protein skywalker
Exons: 11
Coding region: 450-2288 (612 amino acids)
Source: RefSeq, a predicted model, not a curated record
GGUAUUGUUCUCUGUUGACUAAUUGUUCAACUAGAACACAGAUAGUGUUAGCCCAGUGAAGUAAAGAUACAAUGUGUAUCCAUUACAAGUUAACAAACACUGUCUAUUUGUCAAGUUGGACAUGUGACAUUUUGAUGAUUUUCUAUGACAGCUUGACAUCAGUAAGAAGUGGAGCUCAUAGCUGUUGGGUAGUGUCAAGGCAUUGAAUGGUGAACCUUGUUUUCAAAAGCUUGCUGAAACUAAUGACAGUAGUAGUUUAUGUUAGUCAAUCCCAGAAUCUAUUGUUUAUGUUCCGUUUCCUAUUGGACAAAAAAGAAAGGAAGUCCUGUAUACAGCCUUCAUUAUGUGAUUGAAAUAUGGAGAUAACUAAAUAGAUAAGAGAUAAUGAAUAUAGUGAGAAAAGUUUUAUUAAUAAAAUCAUCAAUAUGUAAAUUGAAGUGAGAGAAACCAUGCAAGGUACAGUAACAGACACACAAACUCCUAGUACCCAACAAAACCGUACAACACUGCUUCAUACAACAGAAUAUGAUACAUGUGCUCCUGAUCUGGAAUCCGAUCAAAAUGGGCAUGAGACAGCACUGGAAUCAAGUUUUCCAGAUUCCCACUCUGUGUUUUCGGAAUUUGUAUCCCUGGAAGUACUGAAACGAGACACAACCGUGUCCUCGGACUCGUCAGUGUCCUCUGAUUUUUUCGAUGAUUCGGUGGAUCAUUUAAUAUUAGUGCUAAAACAUGACAACAUCAAAAAUAUGAAACAGUUUUUACGGACACGAUUUUGGAUGGUUGAUCAUGAAAUACGGGAGUCUCUGUGGUUGAAUCUCUGUCGACAUCUACACAAGGCUGAUGGUGAUAUCUAUGAGGAAAUGGUAACAGAACUAUUUCCAGAUGAAAAUAUAAAAGAUGUCGCCUUGCCAGGAUUUAUUGACCAGAAUAACCUGACACCAUAUUUUUUAACCAAUGAUGGUGUACAUCAAGCAGCAAAGAUAUUAGCUGUUAUAAUUAAUAUGAACCCAGAUAUAACUUAUUGUCCCCCUGUCUUCUCUCUAUCUUGUCUCUUUCUACAUUAUAUGAACUCUAACGAAUGUUUUAACUGUCUCUACGGUUUACUCAGAAGUAAAGAUAUCAACUAUUUGAUGCAGACACGGGUAGCAUGGGAUGCCUCUAAAUAUGUCAUGAAAGAUUUGACCAAGAAAUAUGCUAAAUCAGCAUAUGUACAUAUGAUACGACAGUGUAGUAAUAUAGAGAGUAUAUUUGAGCGAUGGAUCUGGUGGAUAUUUAGUGAUUUACCAUUUGAAUAUAUCGUAAAAAUAAUUGACUGCUUCCUCUUGGAAGGUGUUAAAGUUUUAUACCGAGUAGGGUUGGCCAUACUCAUAACAUUUGCCAAACACAACGGUCGGAGAAAUAGUCGUGAAGUAGUAGGAAGUAAUUUAGGAGUAACAAUAAAGUUAUUCUGUGACAAGAUGCCUAUUAAUAUCAACAAGUUACUAAAGGUAGCGUUUGGCAUCCGAGGCCUAACGAGAAAAGAGAUUAAAAAACUUCAGGUGAAAAAUGAGAUGUAUGUAAACAGUAAAUCACAUAUAGCCAAUCACGAAAUUAGUCGAGUUGGUUCAAACCACUCUGUACAUGGUGUUCCUUUAUCAAGGUCAUUUAGUGGGCCAAUCAUAUUACAACAUGUUGGAACCAGUAUUCUUAAUGUUGAAAUGCCCCAAAGCUCAAGAUCAAGGUCACGGUCUUUAGGAAUGUAUGUCUUUCCAAAUAAGGAAAGUCAUAUUUUGAAUCAGGAGGACAUUCAUUUGAUAUGGGGUUGGUUACCACCAAGACUAGCUGUCUGUCAGCCAUUUUUAUUGUACACAUCUGAAGAACACGGAACAAGUCUACGAACAUUGUAUAGUAAGAUAGAAGAUAAAACACAGACUAUAAUUAUCAUUAAAACGACCAGAGGAGAGAUAUUUGGAGCAUUUUGUUCAGCACCGUGGGAAGAAAGAAAGUCAAGCAACAAGAAUUUAUCUUAUUUUGGAACCGGAGAAACAUUCCUUUUCUCAUUGCAACCUUGUAAAAGGAAAUAUGAUUGGGUUGGCAUCAUACAAGAAGGAAUCCCCAAAACUGCAAAUAUGUUCCUGGCAGGAGAUAACUCUGUUAUGACUAUUGGAGGAGGAAAUGGUGAAGCUAUUCAACUGGAUGAAAAUUUAGUACAUUGUAGAUCAGAAAAAUGUGAUACAUUUCAAAAUGAACCUCUGUGUUCAUAUAAGGACUUUACCUGUCAGGUAGUUGAGGUCUAUGGUUUUGAGUAAAGAAAAGAAAUGCUCAAUGACAUUAGUUCUUGUUGCUUGCUGACAGUGUUAUGUGUAAAUUAUUUUGGAUACUCGAGCUGAUAUGAUUAAAGAGUACUCUUUCAUUGAUAAUGGGGACAGUCUCUGAAAAUCAAUGGCCGUUUGUAAGCUCCACAAAAACCAUUCAUUAAUGUUAUACUGGUCAUUGGGUUGAUAGUUUUACAGAAGUGCUUUUGGAAGACCAAGAAUUGAUAGUCUGUAGAAAUUGUAUAAACUUUAUUGUCAGACCUUAUAGAGAAUUUAAACAUACAGUUUGUUAGAGAAUUUAAAAUUACAAUUUGUAGAAAAGUAUAGUAGUCUAGAAUGCAUCUAAGAAAACCAAAAUAUGACAUAAUCAAAUCUUAUUUGUCUCUGUAAGUUAGUUUUGUACGAAUUUUAAUAAUUGCUAUGAUUUAUAAUAUAUCAAAGUGGUUUAGCUCCAUUAAUCUAAAAUUAAUUGUUCAGAAAUUUAGGACAUUUCAUUCAUUCAUUUAAAAUGAAGUUUAUGAGUUUAAAUGACAAACAUGAUUAAUAUGGAAUUUAUAUUUGCUCUGCUUUUAAUAGCAACAUGAAUUACAUAAAUCUCAGUUUCCAUAUAAACAAAAGCAUAUAGUUAUGUAUGCAGUUGCUAGAAAUCUGUAACUUUAAUUAGACGUGCAUGUUCUAGAUAAUACUGUGCCAAUAUUUAGACUUCAAGCCAAAUUGCCGGUUGUAACACUAGUAUGGCAUUAUAGUCAUAACGUUUAUUUUAUUCUAUAAAUUCUAAUUUAUAACUGUAAUUUGUACAAUUUUUAAAUUCCAUUGAAUAUAUUUUAAAUAUCGUCAAUGGACAAGAUAUAAGGUUUAAACUAAUUUACCCCCAUGCAAUAAAGUUUUGAUUUUGAGGUAAUUUUUCGCCCAUAAAUUAUAAUUAAAGUUCUGUUGAUAAUAUUAAUUGAAGUGCUGUGUUAUAUUAUUUAUAUAUUUCAUUAUUUAGUAAUUUACUGAGAAAUAGUUGUAUGGUGUGCCAUAACUACACAUUUAUUUAAAGACUACUUCCACUACAAUCAUUGAUGUGGCUAUCACUGCAACCUUAAUACUACUUUCUACGGAAUUUAAUUUUCCAUUCGUUGUCAUUACGUAGAAUAAUGUCAACUGGUCUAUAGUGCAGUAAUCAUAAAUACCACAUUAUGUUCUCGUUGGAGCAGUAUUAACUUUCAGUGAUCACAUGUAUAUGUAGUUUGGAAUUUUUGGGGAUAAUGACACAUUAACUUUUUAGAUUAUGAGGAAAAUGAUUGCUUGUGUACAAUAAUAAUUGUUAUCAUAUAAACAUGUAGUCAUGGUUGAUAGGGUGGUGUUAAAAUGUUGUGAUUUGUGUUGUUAUAAACUUACUCAGUAAUCAUGUUCAAAUUGCACUGUACAUAAUCAUAUUGUAGAUAUGUAGACAAAUGUAAAUAUAGAAUGUUUCUGUAGAUAGAUGUAAAUAGAGUUUUGUAAUAGAUAUUUGUGAGUAGUGCAAAAUAUUCUAGUUGUCAAAUCAAAUUACAAUUGUGUGUGUAUCGAAUAGCUAAUGCUGCAUAUAUUGAAUUGAUCGCAACCCAAUCACAUUUUAUUUAAUACAAAAUGUGAUUUGUUUUGUCGACAAUCUUUCCUAAUGUAUAAACAUAAAAUGUAUAAUAUAUUAAGGAUGCAUUAUGUAAGAUUUAGAUAAAAAGCUGGCCGUUCUUGCUAUAAUAGUUUAAAAAUAGAUAAUGAAAAUAGGGGUUUCAGGUCAUGUGACAUUAACAUGAAAUCUGACAGCCAGCGGCUGAAAUAUAGCCCACUUCAAUCUACGAUUCUCAAUUACUAUUUUAUUUAUAUGUAUUACUAGCAAUUGUAUUGUAAUAGUUUAAUAUCAAUCUCAAUAUCUGCAAAAAUUCAGGCUCAAAAAUUGUCGAAAUGUAAGCAAAAUUACCGUUUAUGUACAGGAGAUGUCACGCGGCCGGGGAUUUUCCAUUGCUACGACCCACUUCAUUGUUGGAUCGGCACCUUAGUUUCCAGGGGAUUUCAACAUAGAGCUGUCCAUAGCGCGCGGAUUUCAGUUUUAAAACUGGUACUAGCGAUAAUACCACUUAUGUCGUCACUCGGAUAUGACUGAAAAGCACUUAUUUUGGUGCCAUUGCAUGCAUUGACUGCUAUAGAGCAUUUUGAUUACAUUAUUGACAUCGAUCUCGGAUUUUAAAAUUCCAUAACUUUAGAUCUAAUUAGAUUAUUUUGAUGAAAUAAAAAAAAUUUGGGUAGCAUAUUAUGUAUAUUUUCACAAAAUAUUUUCAAUACAUUUUUUUCUGUCAUUUAAAACUUUGACAUGAAACCCCUAACGACAAGAGAAUAUAAAAUUUCAGUCAAAUUACUUUAUUGUGAGCGAAGUUAUAACCGUUUAAAGAAUAACAUAGUCUUGAUUAUCAUUGCUGCUGUUGUUGAUCAUCCGUUUCUAUGCCCGACAAAAUGGCCGCUCCUCUUAUGCAAAUAGUAUAUGUUAUAUCACAUACUCCUUGCAGUGUUUCGUUUACUUAGACCUAAUCCCACUCAAACACUGCCAUACUACGUGCAAAUUUCUGUCCCAAAUUAUGACUGGUUAAUAGUCCGAUCAACAACCAGUACAUAACGACGUAACAAAAUCAAUCGGGAUUAACCAGAGCUCUAAAUAUGUUACAGUAAAGUGUCUGGUGACAAAUGCGGCUACAUUAAUCAGUGGUUAAAAACAAAGGCUGGGUAUCACAAAACCAUCUUUUAUAGCAUCUGACGUUUUGUAAGUGUCUAUACUGGUAAUAUGACUGGUGGUUUCAACAGUAGCACAUGCUUUACAUUUAGGUCUAUUACAUGGUUUGCAUCCUCUAUAAAAAUCACUGUCAACUACAGGCACUUCAGGUGUUUUCAGUGUAUUCACUUGUAUCAAUUGACCAAUAGUCUUACAUUUCUUCUGGGAUAUUACGAUGUUUGAUUUAUCCAACAGUUUAGACGUAGGGGCGCUAGUCUCUAAAAUCGAAGUAUCUUGCGCUAAAGUAUGUAAAUUAGGUUGACGACAGUUUUGGUCCAAUUUUCACGAAAUUCGAACUCAGCCAAAGUUUUUUUAAAUCGGAUAAAAAUUGUGACCUCUAGAGGGCCCACCAGCUAAAAAUGCAAUUUUUCGUACAAUCAAGGACCAUAAUUCAGGAAGUUACGAUCCAAUAUGCGCAAAUAUCAAAAGGAAACAAGAUAUUUGGGUUAUACCCCUUGCAUUUCAAGUUUCAUCUAAAUCAGAUCAAAAUUGUGACCUCUUAGAGUGUCCACAAGCUACAAACUUGAUUUUUCGUACAAUCAGGGGCCCUAAUCCAUGAAGUUAUGGUCCGAUACAUGCCAAUUCGAAAGGAACUGAGAUCUUUGGGAGAUAGACCUAGAUUUCAAGUUUCGUCAAAAUUGAAUAAAAAUUGUGGACGAAUGGACAGGGGCGACAGCAUAAUACAUCCACAUGAAAAUGUGGGCGUAUAAAAAUCACAUUUGUUUUUAGCUCAUUCUCUGUCCAUCUCUUGCAAAAUGUGGGCUUAUCUUGUAUGCCAACCGCUUGUUAUUAACUGCCGAUCGUGUUUAAAUCCAUUGAAAAUCACACCUAUUCGAUGGGUUAGAGAGUUGAUUAUAGGCGUGUCAUGUAAAUAAAUGUCUAAUUAAUAAUUUACAUAACAUUUGAAGCCAAAAUAAAGACCUGCCAUAGGCAGAUUUUGGUAUUACAUAAUGCAUCUUUAACAAGUUGAUAGUUGUAUACAGUGGAUAUAAGAUUUACAGCGUUGAAGAAGGAUACUCUCUCCGUUUCGAAAACUGCUGAAUUCUAUUUAGUCAUAUCCAUAUUGUUUCUUUUUAUAGAACACGAUGUUGUGAUAUGAGAUAAUUCAUUUCCCCGGUUGUAUGUGCCAAGGAGUAUUGUCGUCUGUUCAACCUUGUGGGUUUCCUCCCACUGCUAAAAACCCCUGCGUGCAAGCGAAUUAUUGAACUUCAUCUGAAGUGUCACAGAAUUUAUACUAAUUAAUUAAUGUAUUAUUAGGUAAUAAAAGUCAUUUAAUCCUUUUAAGAUACAUUCCCGGGUACAAACUGGGUGAUUUAAUGAUAUAUUUUGACUAAAAACAUAUUCAAACUAAUUAAUUUAUCAUAAUUUUGCUUCAAAUCCUUCUCAAAAUAUUGCAAUUGCCAGGGAAUGACCUGGCUACAAAAAAAUCGAUCAAAAGAGUCAGUGACUUAACUCUCUCUCAGAGGAGAAUUCAUUGCAUACACAAGAUGAUGUCUUUAAUUGCCGACUAUUUAUUACGAAUAUUGAAGCCUAAUUAAAUUCUCGGAUUAUCCACUGCGCACAUCUUUUUCCGUGAUUUUUAUCUCAGAAAGUGUUGUACGUCUAACUCUUCAUAAAGUUAAUCAACAUGUACAUCAAGCGCUCAAUCUCAGCGUGCAACCUUUGACGUCACACGUGCAGACACUCCUAAUCGUUGGGCUGUCGAAUAGGGAAACCCUUACAUUUUUGUCCUGUAUGCGCUCAAUGAGUGUUUUUCAAGGAAUCCAGUAUUUUUCUAGUAAGAUUGGAUAUUUCUACUUUCCAUAUAUACCAAAAUUGCCAUACUUUUAUUUGAAAUAACCACCCGAUAAAUACUUUUCUAGGAACCUAUCUUUAAGCACUAGUGAUUAGUUUGAGUAUAUUUAAGUUUAUAUGAAUUCCACAUAAGACUACAUGUAGUUGUGUCAGUAAAACCAAAAACAAGACUAAAUUAACUCAGAACUAUUGUUUGGCAUAACCUAAGGGUUUUAAUAAUGCAUAUGUUUACAUUCCACCCCUAAUUUACAUAACUAAUGCUAUAGUUCUAAUAUAAUUCAUGUUCAUUAACAUAAAAUGACAGAGCAGGAAAUCAGACCAUGAAAUUAUUACCACUAUGUCGCAACAGUUGCUUUUAGAGGAUUAAUUAUUAUAGAUAGAAUAAAUGCAAAGAUAUUUAUGAUAUGAAAUUGUGCAUGAAGUAAUGUAAUGUUUUACAGUUCACUGAUAUCAUAUAUACUGUAGUUUUAAACAGUAGAUUUGUAUUUUAGUAUAAAUCACGUAGAUUGCUGACUGUUUACAUGAAAUAAACUAGUGAAAAUAC